AGCUCUUAGCCACUAAUAACUCUUUCAUAAAUGCUCAACAUUCAUUUCCCUCCAUUUGAACAAGUUUCAUUCUAAUACAAAUACAUGAAGAAAUGGUAAAAGCUUAAACUUGACAAUGACUACAAAUCUAACCACAAAAAUUCUCAAUCUCCUCAACAAACCCUAUAUUUCACCUUCACAAAUUACCCAAAUACAAGCUCAACUAAUCCACCACAAUCUCCAUUGCAACACAACAAUAGCCCAUAACUUCAUCUCCACUUGCCAAUCUUUAAAUCUUUUAAACUAUGCUUACACUCUUUACACUAAACUAAUCAAGAAACCCCACAUCUUCAUUUGUAACACAUUAAUUCAAUCUUUUUCCCAUUCCAAAAUCCCACUUGAAAAACAAAACUCCAUUACCAUAUACUCACAUAUGCAUAAAGAAAGUAUUUUUCCUAACAAUUACACAUACCCUUUUGUUUUAAAAUCUUUAUCUGACCUUAAAGAAUUAAAAUUAGGCAAAUCUGUACAUACCCAAAUUGUAAAAUCAGGUUACUAUGAUUGUGAUAUUUAUGUGCAAAAUUCUUUAUUGAAUUUGUAUGCUUCUUGUGGUGAAAUUGAGGUUUGUCACCAAGUGUUCGAUGAAAUGCCUCAAAGAGAUGUUGUUUCGUGGACGGUUUUAAUUAUGGGGUAUAGAGAUUGUGGGAAGUAUGGUGAGGCACUUGUUGUGUUUGAUAAAAUGAGAAAUGCUGACGUGGCGCCUAAUCGAGUAACGAUGGUGAAUGCAUUGUCUGCUUGUGCAAGUUGUGGUUCUUUAGAUAUAGGUGUGUGGAUACAUGAUUAUAUAAGGAGAAGUGGAUGGGAAAUGGAUGUGAUUUUGGGUACGUCGUUGAUCGAUAUGUAUGGGAAAUGUGGGAAAAUCGAGCACGGUUUUUGGGUAUUUCAAGAAAUGAAACACAAGAAUGUGUAUACGUGGAACGCGGUGAUAAGAGGGUUAGCGUUGGCUAAAAGCGGGGAGGAGGCAUUGCGAUGGUUCUUCGUCAUGGAGAGUGAAAAUGUCAAACCCGAUGAAGUGACUUUAGUAGCCGUGCUUUGUGCUUGUGCGUAUUCUGGUAUGGUUGCACAGGGUAGAGAAAUCUUUUCUUGGUUGAUGAGGGGGAAAUAUGGACUGUUACCUAAUGCGAAACACUACUCGUGUAUGGUUGAUCUAUUAGCGCGUUCGGGGUAUUUAGAAGACGCGUUAAGGGUGAUUGAAGAGAUGCAAGUGGAACCUACGAAGAGCGUUUGGGGAGCGUUUCUUGCUGGCUGCAGACUUCAUGGGAAUCAAGAGUUGAGUGAGUUUGCAGCUUGGAAACUUAUAGGAUUGGCGCCUAAACAUUCAGGGUAUUACAUCGUGUUGGCUAAUGUAUAUGGUGAAAUGGGAAGAUGGAAUGACACGGAGAAAAUUCGAGGGUUGAUGAAAGAAAGGGGAUUAUCAAAGGACUUGGGUAGUAGUUCAGUUGAAGUUGAGGAUCAAAAGGAUAUACUAGAGUUGUUAAGGUUACAAUGA
This is a messenger RNA of Lycium ferocissimum, 1528 nucleotides long. RefSeq names its product pentatricopeptide repeat-containing protein At4g21065-like. The record is from RefSeq and is a predicted model, not a curated record. Gene Ontology annotation, biological process: RNA modification. The transcript has a single exon. Gene Ontology annotation, molecular function: protein binding; RNA binding. Bases 116 to 1528 code for a protein of 470 amino acids. Lineage: Eukaryota; Viridiplantae; Streptophyta; Magnoliopsida; Solanales; Solanaceae.